UGGAACGGCGGGGGGUUGUUUCUCCGCAAAAUAAUGGCUGCUUGCGUGCGCUGCCGUCCGCGCGCGUAAGUCUUCCCCGGUUUGGGUCGCGGGAGCUACCGGGACCGGAGGCGCUCAGAAUGCCGCAGAGACCUGGGGAGGAAGAGGAGGAGGAGCGAGAACGGGAAGACGCUGCUCGGCGUCUGUGCUCGGUAAACAACCGGGAGCCUAGUCAAGUUAUUUUCUGCAACCGCACCCCCCGCUUGGUGAGACCCGUCUGGCUGGACUUCGACGGGAAGCCGCGCCCCUAUCCCACCCUGAAGCCAGGCACCGGCCGCCGGAUGUACAGCUACCUGGAACAUCUUUGGUUGUUCAGAGAUGCCAGGUCAGAUGAUAGUCUCCUUGUCAACCAGACAGAGUUGUUCGUAGCUACUCGCAAUAUAAAUGAACAACCCAUAUUCGCAAAUAUUACAUUGCCAGUAUUCACUCUGAAGGAAAGAUGUCUACAAGUUAUCCGCACAUUAGUGAAACCAGGAAACUACAGGGAAUUAGACAUUGUUCGUUCAUUAUAUGAAGAUCUAGAAGAUUAUCCAGACAUUAGGAAGGAUCUUCAGCGGCUUUCUGUGGAAAGGCAUAACGGGCUGAGGAAUAGAAUCUCUGAUCGACGUGAGGAGUCUUAAAUGAAAAAGCUACUUGGACUAAUAAACUACUGUGUACAAGACGUAAUAACAAUAUUUUAUGAAUGGAAAAGACAGCAUCGACUUUCCAUUGUGUAUUACUUAGCUUUUGUUUGAUUUAGCCUAUGUAAGUUAUAUGUUGAUAGGCAAAGACAAUGAGUCAAAAUGCCACCAGGCCAUAGCUAAAAACACUUCAGUAAAACAAAACAUUAGGGAAGGUAUGGAACUUUAUUUAGAUAUACAGGAAAAGGUGAAGUGUUUCCAAAGCUGCUUCCUGGUGGUUCUCCACAUAUUCCAACUACUGUCUUAUUAUUUUAUUGUAAAAACUGAACUGUGAACAAAAUAAUCCUCAUAUUUAAGAGUAAAUUACUAUUAAAUGUUUCACCCCUCUAUAUUUAUCUUACAAAUUGAUUUUGAGGGACAAGAACAUUAGGUUGCCUUUUAUUAUUAUUAUAUUUCCUGUAGAUUAUUGUUAUUGCUGCAGAUAUCUGACAUAAAUAGAAAAAGAUGGAAAUUCCGUGAAUGAAUGUCAUGAAGUAAUGAAUGUUACUUCCGUUAAAGCAAGGAGUAAGCGUUUUCUUAGCUAGCAUUUUUUCCAUUGCCACUAACCCGAAAAUCUAACAACUAUAUGGCAGACAUAGUUUUAUGAUAAACCACAAUUUAACUUUGGUUUAAGUCUCACUAUAGAAGUAAAACUGGAUGAAAUAAAUAUGAAAAUAAUAACUUCCACUUCUUUGAUGUUCCAGCCAGAAGAUCAUGACCAGACCUAAACAAUACGAAGAAAACUUCCUGAAUUUCCUAUGCUUCCUCAGUUCAUUGCACUACAGGUUGCCCUUGAUUUAUAACUUCAUUUAAUAACAGUCCGGAAUUACAAUGUCCUUGGAAAAAUGCUUUGCAGCCCAUAAAGCAAUUCUGACCAUUAGAAAACAUUGCCUCACCACCCUGCAGUAAUGUAAUCCUGAUCUGGGUGCUUGGCAACCUCUUUGCAUUUAUGACCAGGUUAUUGCCAAGUGCCUUACGAUCAUAUGAUUGGCAUUUGCAAUCUUCUGUGCCAGCUUUUUUAGAAAAUCUGUGGGAAAGCCAGCAGGGAAGGUUUGCAAGCUGCUGCCAUUCUCAUCUCUGAGGGCUGUCUGAAAGAGCCGCUUCCCAAGGGAAGCUGAACCCCUUUAGCAGGAUGCAGAAAUGGAGCUAAAAAUCCUCAAUGGAGUUCAGCUCCAUUCCUACACCCUGUUGAAAGAAUUCCCUUUCAUGUACAGAGGGGAGCUGAACUCCUUUCAGUCAGCCUCCACGGUAAGGAACCGAAAUCCAAGCAGGGAAUAAAGCGUCAAAGUAGCAAGGAAAGAAGUGGGGGAUGACAUAUGGGGGAAACCUACUGCAGCCUGUGCAUGAGUGUCUCUACUCAGUCUGCAAAUUUUGCUUGGAUUUUGCAAGGGUAAUUUUCAGCUCCUGACUGGAGCCUGUCUGGGUUUCUUCUGUCCUCCUGAGGCACCCUGCACUCCUUAUCUGGUACUCCGCUUAACAACCCACACACUUAUUUAACAACUAUAGUCAGGUGUGCCAGGAUUGUAAUCAUUGAGCAGAACAUCUUGUUUAACAACCACUGCUCAAUUACUCCUAUCCAAAUUGUGGUCAUAAGUCAAGACUACUAUAUACCACACAUCCCCAAAACUCUCCAUUUUAAUAACUUUCUAGAGCAUGCUGAGGUAAUGUUCAACUGCUUUAUAAAAUAUUUUUGUUUUGAGGUUUAGCAGGUGAUACAUGGAAUCACUGUUGUUCAAUUUUCCAGUCUCUUUUCUAUAUAGCUACUGAAAACUAAUUUUUAGAAAUAUUUUUACGUUAUUUGGUGUCAGCAAAGAGUGCUUUCACUAUUUAAUCUUAAACUUUCAAGGUGGAAUAAUUGAGGUGAGGGACCAAUGUUUGGAUAUCAUUUUUUCAAGUAAGGCAUGUUUGUUAAAUAAUUUCAUGUCCAAAAUAGUUUCUAAAGUGCAUAAUUUGUGUACACAUGAACGUUGGGGGCUAGAACUUUGUGUAAAUAAGAUACUCCUGUUUUAAAUCAGACAGCAAAAAUAGCAACAUAAAACAGGAAGAAGGUCUUUAUAAAAAUGAAGUACAUAGCAGCUCAGUUUUAGUACCUUAAAUACUUAGUUCUGUAUCUGAGUUCUUACAAUAAAACAUGUUGUUAAUGUGAAAUUGGGCACAUCAUUACUUUUGUGUAAUUCUAUGUUUGAUAUAGAGUGAUAAUAGUUGUCCAGGCUGGCCUAUUUGACUUCUAUUUCUGAGUUGUUAAGAAUUGCUUUUAAUGUAUAUCUGAUUAUUUCUCAGCAUUCCAUAUAAUGCAGUUUAUCUUUUUUUAAAAAUCCUUGAAGAUAUUAAAGCAGCUUGUUAGUUGGAUCUGUUUUUUUUCUUUUCUCUCCUGCCCCUUCAGUUUGUAUAAAUAUGUAAAAUAUAGACUAUGUUAAUGCACACUAAGCCAUUGUUUAUAAAAUUCAUUAUCUGGAUACGUAUCAAAUGGUAAGCCACAAACAGACAAGUCAUGUUUUGUCUUUCCAGAUUAUAUGAAGUCAAGCAUAUUGUUACUUUUGCUAGUUUCCUACUAGAUUCUUAAGCAAUGCAAGAAAGCACUUGUAAGAAACAAUGCCCCCACACUAGGAAGCACAAUGAGCUAAUUGGCACUCUUUUCCUUUUAAUGCCUACAGGUGUCUCAGGGCAAUGCUUACUUUUCUUGACAAAGUACAUUUCUUAGCAGUGUUUGGCUAGAGAUUUGCAUUUCUCUAUUUUUAAAAUGGGAUUAACUUCUGCUUUUUAAACUCCUCUUUUAAAGCAAUGCAGAUGAAUAGAUCCAGAUAUCACAAUGGUUACUCUUAAGUAGCACUACUUACAUGAAACAAAUAACUUUUUAGAUAUAUAUUUAAUUGGUAAUGCUUUACAAUAAGGAUGGGCAAUAUGUGAUGAAGCUGAAGUGACCACAUUUUGCUUUGAUGUCCGGCUCCUGUCUUCGUUUAAAAGAGUGGCUCCAAAAGCUCUCUCAGAGUUCACUGUUACCAUCUUAAAAGAUCCGUUAAAUGUGGAGCUAUUUAUCAAAAACACUUGGUUUUAGGUGACAACUUUAAGACUUGUGGACUUCAACUCUCAGAAUUCCUCAGCCGGCCAUGAAGUCCUCAGGUCUUGGCCAAGGUUGGACACUCCUGCAUUUAGGCCCUGCAUCUACCAAAGUUACACUGUUAUGUCAGAGGUAUACAGGAUUUUUGGGGAGUUGGGGGGCAGUGCACAACUUUGGAACUUGGAGAGCAUGUUAUGGGCAUCCUAAAAUGCUCAUGACCAACAUGGCUACCAGUAAACUAAACCACCCAAUUAAUAGAAGCCCAAGGAAAAUCUAUUCCUUCUCAUGCUCCCUAAUCGCUUUCUCUCCAUUGUGUCAUUAAAGGAGUGCUAAAAAGAAAAACCAAGGGGAGCAGGGAGCUUUAUGUACUGACAGGCAUGGGGGUACAUUGGCACCCAUCCUUUGUAAUGACAUUAUAUCCAGAGGCGUGCAUCUAAAAUAAUAUCACACUGACUUUUCAACUAGGACAUACAUGGAUUGGAACUAAUUUUAUUGAUUUGAAGUAAGAAAAUGAAAGGCAGAAGCCAUGUGUAGAGUUUUAUCAAUUGUUUAAAGUUUUAAAAUGUUUAAUUGUUAUAAAUAAUUUGUAAUCUUGUGAGUUACACAAAUGAGAACAAGAUUAUAUUACAUUCCAAUGGACAUAUUUUUUUUGUUUUUUUAUGUACGUGCUUGUUUUACCAUUGCUCCUGCAAAUCAGCUUUGGACAUUGCACUUGAGAAAUUGUUACACUAAUAAACUUUUUCCUAGA
Messenger RNA from Thamnophis sirtalis, 4504 nucleotides. It is a transcript of the gene VHL, whose product is annotated as von Hippel-Lindau tumor suppressor. NCBI's taxonomy places the organism in Eukaryota, Metazoa, Chordata, Lepidosauria, Squamata, Natricidae. The record is from RefSeq and is a predicted model, not a curated record.